CGAAACUACGAAUAAUCAACAACCACCCCGAAACUACCCACCUUAUGUGCAUGAAUCUGGACUCCUAGCCUCCUUAUUUAAACCCAACCACACUCCCUCCUACUCCUCACUCGCAUUCCCUCCGACACAGAGACUAAAAUGCCUUCUUCUUCUACCACUGUCAUCUCCAAAUGCACAAUUCAUCCAAACCAAAAAUCCACAAUCAAGACAUUGAAACUCUCUGUCUCUGACCUUCCUAUGCUCUCAUGCCAAUACAUCCAGAAGGGUGUUCUUCUUAAUUACCCUCCUUACUCCUUUGAGGAUCUCAUUUCGUUCCUCAAGACCUCUCUCUCUGUAUGCCUCUCUCAUUUCCCGGCUCUCGCCGGCCGUCUCAUCACGGACCAAGACGGCCAUGUUCACAUCUUGUGUAAUGACGCUGGAGUCGAAUUUCUUGAAGCCAAGGCCAGACAUUUGGAUACGAACACAAUUUUGUCACCAAUUGAUGUCCCUGGCUGCUUUAAGGAGUUCUUCACUUUCGACAGGACGCUUAGCUAUUCCGGCCACUCCAAGCAUUUGGUGGCAGUACAAGUGACGGAAUUAGCUGAUGGGGUUUUCAUCGGUUGCACUGUAAAUCACGCGGUCACUGAUGGAACUUCGCUUUGGCAUUUCUUCAACACGUUCGCAGAAAUCUGUAAGGGAGUGAAGAAAAUUUCGAAUACACCAGAAUUUAAUCGCAACACAGUGUUUAACUCGCCAGCGGUGCUGGAAUUCCCCACCGGUGGACCAAAGGCGACAUUCUCAGGCCAUGAGCCAUUGCGCGAAAGGAUUUUUCAUUUUAGUAGAGAAGCGAUCUUGAAGCUCAAAUACAGAGCCAAUAACGGUACUCUGUUACAGCAUGCAGAGAUAUUAGGGAAGAAAAAAAAUGACAGUUUGAAAGUCCUUAACGGAGAAAGAAACGCCAACAAAACUCCUGUUUUGGAAACUUUCCUAAAGAAAAACACUCGUACCGAGGAGAUUUCUUCUUUUCAGUCUCUGUGCGCCCAAUUAUGGCGCUCCGUGACACGUGCGAGAAAGCUCGCGCCAUCCAAAACGACCACGUUCCGAAUGGCUGUAAACUGUCGACGUCGGCUGGAGCCGCAACUCCACACUUACUACUUCGGCAAUGCAAUACAGAGUAUCCCCACCCUCGCUUCGACGGGAGAGCUUUUGUCUCGCAAUUUGUAUUGGGGAGCCGAUCUACUCCAUAAAAAUGUGGUGGCGCACGACGACGUGACUGUGCGACGCGGCAUAAAGGACUGGGAGAGAGAGCCGAGACUAUUCCCGCUGGGGAACUUCGACGGUGCAUCGAUCACGAUGGGAAGCUCGCCAAGAUUUCCGAUGUACGAUAAUGAUUUUGGGUGGGGCCGGCCUCUUGCGGUGAGAAGUGGCAGGGCCAACAAGUUUGACGGUAAGAUCUCAGCCUUCCCUGGGAGAGAAGGAAACGGAGCUGUCGAUCUUGAAGUUGUUUUAGCACCUUCUACGAUGGCUGGGCUGGAGAGUGAUCCAGAGUUCAUGCAGUAUGUAUCAACAAACCUGUGAUUGGGCAUACCAUGUAAAUGUGAAUUAGGAUCUGUAAAUCGAUCUGAGGCUUUCAUUCUAUAUUUGGGCUUGAGGCCAUACAAAUAAUAUAGUUGGGCUUGUCAUUCAAGAACUUUUAUUAAUUGAUACAAAAAGGGGAAAGGUGGAUCCAAUCUAGGCCCAUCCCAUUAUAUUCA
Molecule: messenger RNA, 1733 nt
Organism: Tripterygium wilfordii
Lineage: Eukaryota; Viridiplantae; Streptophyta; Magnoliopsida; Celastrales; Celastraceae
Product: BAHD acyltransferase DCR-like
Exons: 1
Coding region: 139-1557 (472 amino acids)
Source: RefSeq, a predicted model, not a curated record